Molecule: messenger RNA, 3712 nt
Organism: Oryctolagus cuniculus (rabbit)
Lineage: Eukaryota; Metazoa; Chordata; Mammalia; Lagomorpha; Leporidae
Gene: FGFR3
Product: fibroblast growth factor receptor 3
Biological process (GO): protein phosphorylation; positive regulation of kinase activity; fibroblast growth factor receptor signaling pathway
Cellular component (GO): signaling receptor complex; plasma membrane
Molecular function (GO): ATP binding; fibroblast growth factor binding; fibroblast growth factor receptor activity
Source: RefSeq, a predicted model, not a curated record
CUCAGAGCUCGGCGGCGGCGGCGGCGGCGGCGGCGCGGGCAGCUGGCGCCGCGCGGUCCCGUUCGGGCGCACGGACGCACCGGCGGCGGCAGGGGCGGGCUGCGAGCCGGGGCCGUGGGAGCCGCGCGUGGCGAGCCGGGUUCCAGAGGCGCCAGACUCCGGCGUGCGCCUUCCUCCCUCUCGGGCCCCGGCCGGGCCGUGGGGGGCAGCAUGCCCGCGCGCGCCGCCUGAGGACGCCGGCUCGGUCCCCGCCAUGGGCGCCCCGGCCCGCGCGCUGGCACUCUGCGUGGCCGUGGUGGUCGUGGCCGGCGUCGUCUGGGAGCCUGCGGGUCCGGAGCGGCGUGUGGUGCGGAGAGCCGCAGGGGUGCCCGGGUUGGAGCCCAGCCGACAGGAACAGGUGGUCUUUGGCAGUGGGGACACCGUGGAGCUGAGCUGCCACCUUCCUGGAGGUGGCCCCCUGGGGCCCACCGUCUGGGUCAAGGACGGCACGGGGCUGGCGUCCACGGACCGCAUCCUGGUCGGGCCUCAACGGCUGCAGGUGCUGAACGCCUCCCAGGAGGACGCGGGGGCCUACAGCUGCCGGCAGCGGCUCACGCAGCGUGUGCUGUGCCACUUCAUUGUGCGGCUGACCGAGGCUCCGUCCUCGGGAGAUGACGAAGACGGCGAGGAUGAGGCCGAAGACACAGGGGCCCCUUACUGGACCCGGCCCGAGCGGAUGGACAAGAAGCUGCUGGCGGUGCCGGCCGCCAACACCGUCCGCUUCCGCUGCCCGGCCGCCGGCAACCCGACGCCCUCCAUCUCCUGGCUGAAGAAUGGCAAAGAGUUUCGCGGCGAGCACCGCAUCGGCGGCAUCAAGCUGCGGCACCAGCAGUGGAGCCUGGUGAUGGAGAGCGUGGUGCCAUCGGACCGCGGCAACUACACGUGCGUGGUGGAGAACAAGUUCGGCAGCAUCCGGCAGACGUACACGCUGGACGUGCUGGAGCGCUCCCCGCACCGGCCCAUCCUGCAGGCCGGGCUGCCCGCCAACCAGACGGCCGUGCUGGGCAGCGACGUGGAGUUCCACUGCAAGGUGUACAGCGACGCGCAGCCGCACAUCCAGUGGCUGAAGCACGUGGAGGUGAACGGCAGCAAGGUGGGCCCCGACGGCACGCCCUACGUCACCGUGCUGAAGUCCUGGAUCAGUGAGAAUGUGGAGGCCGACGCGCGCCUGCGUCUGGCCAAUGUGUCGGAGCGGGACGGGGGCGAGUACCUCUGUAGAGCCACCAAUUUCAUAGGCGUGGCCGAGAAGGCCUUUUGGCUGCGUGUUCACGGGCCCCAAGCAGCCGAGGAGGAGCUGGCGGCGGCCGGCGAGGCGGGCAGCGUGUACGCGGGCGUCCUCAGCUACGGCGCGGGCUUCUUCCUCUUCAUCCUGGUGGUGGGCGCCGUGACGCUCUGCCGCCUGCACAGCCCCCCCAAGAAGGGGCUGGGCUCCCCGACGGUGCACAAGGUGUCCCGCUUCCCGCUGAAGCGCCAGGUAACAGUGUCCUUGGAGUCCAGCUCGUCCAUGAACUCCACGACGCCGCUGGUGCGCGUGGCGCGGCUGUCCUCCGCCGAGGGGCCCACGCUGGCCAACGUGUCCGAGCUCGAGCUGCCCGCCGACCCGCAGUGGGAGCUGUCCCGGGCCCGGCUGACCCUCGGGAAGCCCCUGGGAGAGGGCUGCUUCGGCCAGGUGGUCAUGGCCGAGGCCAUCGGCAUCGACAAGGACCGGGCCGCCAAGCCCGUCACCGUGGCCGUGAAGAUGCUGAAAGACGAUGCCACCGACAAAGACCUGUCGGACCUGGUGUCGGAGAUGGAGAUGAUGAAGAUGAUCGGGAAGCACAAGAACAUCAUCAACCUGCUGGGCGCCUGCACGCAGGGCGGGCCCCUGUACGUGCUGGUGGAGUUCGCGGCCAAGGGCAACCUGCGGGAGUACCUGCGGGCGCGCCGGCCUCCGGGCAUGGACUACUCGUUCGACACCUGCAGGCUGCCCGAGGAGCAGCUCACCUUCAAGGACCUGGUGUCCUGCGCCUACCAGGUGGCCCGGGGCAUGGAGUACCUGGCCUCGCAGAAGUGCAUCCACAGGGACCUGGCCGCCCGCAACGUGCUGGUGACCGAGGACAACGUGAUGAAGAUCGCGGACUUCGGCCUGGCCCGCGACGUGCACAACCUCGACUACUACAAGAAGACCACCAAUGGCAGGCUGCCCGUGAAGUGGAUGGCGCCCGAGGCCCUGUUUGACCGCGUCUACACCCACCAGAGCGAUGUCUGGUCCUUCGGGGUCCUGCUUUGGGAGAUCUUCACGCUGGGGGGCUCGCCGUACCCCGGCAUCCCUGUGGAGGAACUGUUCAAGCUGCUGAGAGAGGGCCACCGCAUGGACAAGCCGGCCAACUGCACGCACGACCUGUACAUGAUCAUGCGGGAGUGCUGGCACGCGGCGCCCUCGCAGAGGCCCACCUUCAAGCAGCUCGUGGAGGACCUGGACCGCGUCCUCACCGUGACGUCCACUGACGAGUACCUGGACCUGUCGGCGCCCUUCGAGCAGUACUCCCCGGGCGGCCAGGACAGCCCCAGCGCCAGCUCCUCCGGGGACGACUCCGUGUUCACCCACGACCUGCUGCCCCCCGCGCCCCCCAGCAGCGGGGGCCCGCGGACUUGAAGGGCCGGGCGCCCCAGGCCUGUGAGAGCCCACCCUGCCGCCGCUGCCCAGUGCCCUGGCCUCGGGUGCGCGUGCGUGUGCGUGUGUGCGCGCGUGUGUGCGUGUGUGGCUGUCCCGAGGCCGCGGACAAGGACAGCAGCACGGAGGGGACCAGAAGUAGAAUGUAGGGGACGCCCCCCACCCCCGCCGCCAGACCCCUGGGAGGGAGGAGCGGCCGGGCCCGAGCUGAGCCUGCCCUGCCCGGGGGCUCCGAGCCAGAUUACGGGUACCUGAGGGCGGCAGCCUGGCCUCUGCCCGGCAGGCUUCUUCCAGACGCGCGCGAGUGUGGACCUCCGCGUCCGGGAGGAGGGGGCCGCUGGCGCCGCCCACGCAGAGGCCCGCGGGGCGCGAGGGAUUUCCUGGCACUGCAGUUUUGUUCUAAAAAUUGUACCUGGACCUGGAUAUUUAUCGGCCCCCCAGACCCCCGGCCCCGCCCCGGCCCCUUUUAACUUAUUCACAGCCGAGCCGGCCGAGGCCCGGCGCUCGCCGCGGAGGUGGAGCCGUGCGGACGGCUCGUUCCCCUCGGCCGUCCCUGGCGGGAAAUGAGAUUUCUGGAGGGGAUUUGGUUUUUUGACUUCAAGGCAAGCUGGUAUUUCCACACCAACCCUGCUUCUAAUUGCUGCCUGUGCCGGGCGGGGCGGGGAGCCGGCCCUGCGUGCAGGCUCCACGUUGUCAGAUGUUACAAGUUUAUAUCUAUCUAUAUCUAUAAUUUAUUGCGUUUUUACAAGGUGCAUUUGCCGUAGACUUAACACUUCUUGCGCAACGCUUCUAGACUUUUACAGCCUGGGCUGCUACUUUUCAAAGCUUGGGAGUGAAAGCUGCCGGUCGAGUUUCUUCCUUUUGUACUGUUUGGGUGGCCGGCUGUCCCUGCACGGCCAGCGGCGGCCAGCGGGCGGGGCCCAGUGGCCCAGUGGGCAGGGCUGCCAGGCCCCGGUGGUGGGUGUGGCUGUGUUAACCCAGCCGACGGACUUUCCAGAACAUAAAGACGACCGGUUCCGA